AUGGAUUACGCCUAUCGGGUGGUGAACAAUAUUCGCUAUUUCUACAAUACGAUCAACCCGGCCACAUUAUCAGGAGCCAUUGACGUGGUGGUCGUGGAACAACCAGAUGGCACACUCAAAUCGACUCCGUUUCACGUGAGAUUUGGCAAGUAUGGCGUCUUCUCACACACGGAAAAGUACGUGGACAUCACGAUCAACGGCGAGGAGAUCGAUUUAAAGAUGAAAUUGGGACAGAACGGUGUCGCUUUCUUUGUUGAGGAGACUGAGGAUAAGGUACCCGACUACUUGGCCACGUCUCCACUCCCAGAGGGCGUUGAAGCGAAAACGACUCAACAAGUGGACACCGAUCAAAUUCUCAACGAAUCGGCGAGGAAAUUGGAGGAGCACAAGCGAAGCUAUGACCCAAAGACUCGAUUGUUGAGCGAGGGCAGCGAUGUGUCGGAGAGUCGAUCACCAACACCGCCACCGACCAAAUCAACACAAGAAACAUGGGCACAGAAGGAGGCAAAAGCCGCCGAGAAGGAAAAGGAGCGCAAAUUGGCACUGCCACGACUCUCUUCAGUGUUCUCACUAACGACGGAAUCGGUCUCUGCCCGAUUUGACGACACCGAUCAAAUCACACUCAACAAUAAUGCGAAAAAGGGAAAAGUUGAAGUCGAUUUGUCGCCGGUACAAAGGAAAUUUUCGCAACACUCAUCAAUGUUCAAUCACAAGCGCUCGUUGUCAAAUAAGGGAUUACCGAUUGAACCGAAAAUGUCAAUCGACGAGUUCCUCAAAUCGCUCAAGGCCGAAAGGAAGCUCCAUCGUCGGUUCGAAGGAAGAAAAGCCGAGUCGCUUUUGCAACGGAGCCAAUCUCGAUUCAUAUUGAGACUGAACACGAUGGAGACGUUGAAUCGGAGACGGCCUCUUCGUCGACACUCUCCUCUCCAUCUGGAUCGUUGGUUGACGGAACUGAUGUGGAUGCGCUGGCUGAUGGAUGUCUAUCUGAUUCGAGAGGUCGAUCGACACAAUCGCCGUGAUCAACCUAGACCGCAAGCGUCUGAUGUGACUGAUUGGCAAUGGGGUCAACUCCCGGAGACACGUGAAGAUCAAGAGAAACGAGCAAAAGAACAAAAGAAGGGGAACAAGAGAAGCCAAAGGAGCGAUCGUCAUCAUGGUCGUGGAGAGGUCGAAGCCCUGCCUCAUCGCCAGCAAAGCCGACUGAAAGCCGAGAAAAAGAAAAACCGAAGAAGAACCGGGAUUUACUUGGAUGAUCUCGUUGGGAAAGGGGCCGCCAAUGAUCCCGUCCAAAUUGAGAAGUAUUUGGGAAAAAGUGCACCGAUUAGCCUCACUUAUCCGGAUAGUGGACAUGGAUCUUCUGGCGGACCAUCUCAGCCGAGUAGCCCAACUGUGAUCGGGAGUGGCGCAAGCAGCGACAAUGAUAUUUGCGAUAAGACACCAACGCAAGAGACGGUGGCUGCGGCGAUCUCGAUUGCUGCCAAAAGCAAACAGAAACAACAACAAACGAUACCAUUUUUCCGUUCAGCGAGGGAUGAGGGUGACGAGAUCGAGAUCGAGGGUGGAAAGAAAUACUACCGCUCGUUGCGCCUCUCGUCGGACAAAUUGAAACAGCUCGGCCUGAGAUGGGUGGGAACUACAUGGUGCAGUUGCAAUGUCUACCUCUACAAAUGGUACGAGAAGAUCGUCAUCUCGGACAUUGAUGGAACGAUUACGAAAAGUGAUGUACCUGGACAUGUGAUUCCAGCAAUCGGUGGUCAAUGGGCGCAUACUGGGGUGGCCGAACUUUACUCGAGAAUCAAGGAUAAUGGUUACAAGAUUGUCUACUUGUCAUCGCGAGCAAUCGGUCAGUCGCACACGACGAAACAAUACCUGAAGAGUGUCGCCCAGGAGCAGCAAGUUCUUCCUGAUGGCCCCGUCCUGCUCUCACCCACAUCGGUGCUUGUCGCUUUCAGAAGGGAAGUGAUUGAGCGUCGACCCGAGGAGUUCAAGAUUGCGGCGUUGAGCGACUUGAGAAAACUCUUCCCCGUCAAACAUCCAUUCUUCUCUGGCUUCGGGAAUCGAGAAACGGACACGGUCUCCUAUCGUGCUGUGGACAUCCCGAUCUCGCGAAUUCUCAUCAUCGACCCGAGCGGAAAAGUGCGAAGAGCGGACUCGAAGGGACUUGUCUCAACGUAUUUAUCGAUGGCCACUGAUACGGUCGACUUCCUGUUUCCACCACCAUUAGCUAGAAGGUGUAUCACUCGAAUGCCGGACACAUUGACGGUUGGCGGUGAGAAAUUGUACGCUCCAUUCGCCAAGCCGCUCACCCACAGCUCGUUUGCACAUUGGAGACAAGAUGAGGUGACCUCGAUGCAGGACGAGAUACUGGUCAAGUACGAGACGGAACGGAAAGAGCUAGAGAAGAUAAGGGAAAAGUGUCAAGAAAUGAAGUGGGGAGGCUCCGACAAUCGCUCAAUCGGCAAG
Molecule: messenger RNA, 2463 nt
Organism: Mesorhabditis belari
Lineage: Eukaryota; Metazoa; Nematoda; Chromadorea; Rhabditida; Rhabditidae
Source: the annotation of a GenBank genome assembly